Messenger RNA from Arabidopsis arenosa, 397 nucleotides. The record is from the annotation of a GenBank genome assembly. NCBI's taxonomy places the organism in Eukaryota, Viridiplantae, Streptophyta, Magnoliopsida, Brassicales, Brassicaceae.
CUUCAUUUUAAUUUGUGUUCAAAGCAUCUUUUUGGUAAGAAAACAAAAAUCAAAGUGUGAAAAUGGCAACGGAUGCAACAACUUUUCCAGAAGGAGAUGCAGAAGCUGAACUAAAUCCUGGCCAAAACAAGAAUUUCGAAGUAGAUCCUGUUUCUUCAGAGAUUGCUGCCGAUAAGGUACAAAAAAUCGUCGAAAAGAGGGAAAACGCAAAGGCAAAGAGAGACGCAGCGCAAACACUUAAAAAGACGAUCAUAAUAUCAGCAGUGAUCGUGGCCGUCGCAGGAGCCGCUUUUGCUAUAACCAAGAAAUUGAAAGAGAAUAAAUGAUUUUAUACAAGUUCAUUUCUCAAAUUUUCUUUUGUAACUUUUUUCUUACAUAAGAAAUUAAGAAAAAUAAC